Molecule: messenger RNA, 1269 nt
Organism: Oreochromis niloticus (Nile tilapia)
Lineage: Eukaryota; Metazoa; Chordata; Actinopteri; Cichliformes; Cichlidae
Product: cytochrome P450 2D15-like
Exons: 10
Coding region: 1-1149 (382 amino acids)
Biological process (GO): xenobiotic metabolic process
Cellular component (GO): intracellular membrane-bounded organelle; cytoplasm
Molecular function (GO): oxidoreductase activity, acting on paired donors, with incorporation or reduction of molecular oxygen, reduced flavin or flavoprotein as one donor, and incorporation of one atom of oxygen; heme binding; iron ion binding
Source: RefSeq, a predicted model, not a curated record
AUGAGGGUUAUUCUGGCAGAUUACGGCUCUGGUUGGAGGGAACAUCGUCGCUUUGCUUUGAUGACUUUGAGGAACUUUGGUUUGGGGAAGAACUCAAUGGAGGACAGGAUUCAUGAAGAGAUUACAUUCACCGUCAGUACCCUGGAAAAGAGCAUUGGUAAAACCAUGAGUCCUCAAGUUAUGUUUCACAAUGCAGCGUCCAACAUCAUCUGCCAGGUCCUGUUCGCUAGACGCUACGAGUAUGACAACGCACUAAUCAAAAUGAUUGUUCAGUGCUUCACUGAGAACUCCAAGAUAGCCAAUGGCCCGUGGGCUAUGCUGUACGACUCUUUUCCUUUAAUUCGUUACUUACCACUGCCCUUCAUGAAAGCCUUCAAGAAUGCAGAGACAGUUGAAAAUCUUGUAAAUGAGUUUAUAAGAGAGCACAAGAAGACCCGAGGUCCCGGAGACCCACGGGACUUUGUUGACUGCUAUCUGGAUGAACUGGAGAAGAGAGGCGAUGAUAGGUCUUCAUUUUCAGAAGACUGGAUCUGUCUGUACGCUUUAGACCUUCACUUUGCUGGCGCUGACACAACAUCCAACACCCUACUUACUGGAUUUCUUUACCUUAUGAACUAUCCGCACGUACAAGAACGGUGUCAGUGGGAGAUAGACCGAGUGUUGGAAGGGAAAGACCGGGUCAGUUUUGAGGACAGACACCAUAUGCCCUAUGUGCAGGCUGUGAUUCACGAGAUACAGAGAGUUGCCAACACUGUUCCUCUCAGUGUCUUCCACUGCACCACUAAAGACACAGAGCUGAUGGGCUAUUCCAUUCCCAAGGGAACAAUGAUCAUCGAGAAUCUGACCUCAGUGCUCAGCGAGGAGGGACAGUGGAAAUUCCGUCAUGAAUUCAACCCUGAAAACUUCCUUGAUGACAAAGGAGAGUUUGUUAAACCAGAGGCCUUCAUGCCUUUCUCUGCAGGUCCUCGGGUGUGUCUCGGGGAGGGUCUGGCUCGUAUGGAGCUCUUCCUCAUGAUGGUGACUCUGCUGAGGAAGUUCAAGUUCAUCUGGCCCGAGGACGCAGGAGAACCAGACUUCACUCCAGUCUAUGGGGUCACUCUGACUCCCAAACCUUACCGCAUGAAGAACCAACUCAGAACGCCACAGUGAGGCGGUGUGCAGAUGGACAUUAACUAGCAGUUAGUCCUAGUUGGAGGUUAUCUGGGAAACUUUUAUCCAUUUCUUAUUUCUACUGCAUUGGUGAAAUAUGAAAUAAACGUAUGAAACUCA